AUGUUGCUUCCCAACACGAUAACGCAGCAUCAAUCCUCAGCAUCGGCUGGCAGCACGUGCAAACCAGGAAGCACAUCCCUCACCUUGCGAGUCAGCACCUUUCGCCCACCUAAUGUGACAAGAAAGUCCAUAGCUCAGAAAAGGAGGCCAGCCACCGUCACAUCAGCGCAGGCAGCCGAGGUUCUGGCAGUGCCACAGCCUGAGAAAGCCGAUGCCCAUGAAGAGAAGAAAAAGAUAGCUAUCUUUGUUGAGCCCAGCCCCUUCAGCCAUGUUUCAGGCAUGAAGAUCCGGUUCAGCAACCUCAUCAAGGGCCUGAGGCAACUCGGCGACGAUGUCAUGGUUGUCACCCCCUGCAUCAACCCCCCAAAGACCUUCCACGGCGCCAAGGUGGUGAACGUGCUGGGCUUCAGUCUGCCCUUCUACCGGUCUCCCACGCUGCUGCUCUCGCUGGGGCUGUCAGUGCGGGUCCUGUACUUUCUGAUCACCCAGCGGCCUGACGUCAUCCAUGUGUCAUCGCCUGGGCUGCUGGUCUUUGCUGCCACCCUGUACGCUAAGCUGCUUGCCAUCCCCCUUGUGGUGUCGUACCACACGCACAUCCCGGAGUACAUCCCCAAGUACACCUGGAAGGGCCUGGUGGGGCCCAUGUGGCGAGUCAUCCGCUUCAACAUCCUCAUGGCUGAUCUCACCCUCGUCCCCUCCAAAACCAUGAAGACGGAGCUGAGCAGGAACAAGUGCCGGCCGCAGCGCAUCGACGUGUGGCAGCAGGCGGUGGACACGGAUGUGUUCAACCCGGGGUUCAGGAGCGCUGAGAUGCGCGCGCGCAUGUCCGGCGGCAAACCAGACUCAGUCAUCCUCACCUAUGUGGGUCGCCUUGGCGCAGAGAAGAACCUGGAGGCGCUGAAGGGAAUGAUGGAGCGCCUUCCUUCCAACGUGUGCCUGUGCUUUGUGGGUGAUGGCCCCUCGCGGCCUGACCUUGCCAAGCGCUUUGAGGGCCUCCCAGUCUACUUCACGGGUAUGCUGCGGGGCGAGGAGCUGUCGUCAGCGUACGCAUCAGCAGAUAUCUUCAUGAUGCCCAGCGAGACAGAGACGCUCGGAUUUGUGGCACUUGAGGCCAUGGCUUCUGGCCUGCCCGUGGUGGCAGUGGCAGCUGGCGGCCUUGUGGACAUCAUCACUAAGCCGGGCUACGCAGGUCACCUGUACGCGCCGAAUGACUACACGGCAGCCACAGAGCUGACGAGGAAGCUGGUGCACGAUGUGGCUGCGCGCGAGGCAAUGGGGCAGGCGGCUAGGGCGCAUGUGGAGAAGCUGGGAUGGAUGGCGGCUGUGAGGAGGAUCCGCGACCACCAGUACCAGCGCGCCAUUCACACAUUCAGGGCGCACAAGCGGUGCGCGGCCCUUUUUCUACUCCCCAGAAACCUAUUUUGGAAGGCGAUUUCUCUCUUCAAACAUAGGUAUCGGAUGUGA
Molecule: messenger RNA, 1464 nt
Organism: Coccomyxa subellipsoidea C-169
Lineage: Eukaryota; Viridiplantae; Chlorophyta; Trebouxiophyceae; Coccomyxaceae
Product: UDP-Glycosyltransferase/glycogen phosphorylase
Exons: 8
Coding region: 1-1464 (487 amino acids)
Molecular function (GO): glycosyltransferase activity
Source: RefSeq, a predicted model, not a curated record